AUGUGGCUGCCUAACAAUCAUGUUGACAAGAAGGAAGGAGGGAAUGGGAUUGUGGCACUGGCCAUAGACAAGGACAAAAACAGCCAGAGUGCACUCAAAUGGUGUAUAGACAGUCUUGUCAAACAAGGCCAAACAGUCCUUCUCAUCCAUGUCAAGAUCAAACCUCCUGUGUUUUCCCAAUCACCUUCUCUUUCCAACCCAAGAAGUAACCCAAAUUGGGACCAACAUUUGGUAUGCAAAGACCCUGAUCCCCAAACCAAGGAAUUGUUCCUUCCUUUUCGUGUUUACUGUACACGUAAAAAUAUACAAUGCAAAGACAUUGUACUAGAAGACUCUGAUGUAGCAAAAGCAUUGAACGAGUAUGUUACUCAAUCUGCAAUCGAGCAUUUGGUUGUUGGUGCCUCAGCAAAAACUGGCUUUCUCAGAUUCAAAAUCUCAGAUGUUCCAGGAAACGUAUCAAAGGGGGCACCAGAUUUUUGUAAUGUAUAUGUUGUAUCCAAGGGAAAAAUUCAAUCAAGGAGGUCUGCCUCACGUCCUGCCCCAUCCAUCUCACCCAUACGAGCCCCAGUUCGUAGCCAUACCCCAAGCGCAAAGUCAGAGCCUUAUGUCUUCCCUCCGUCUGGCAUGAAAGGACAUGAAAAGCCACCAGAACCACACCGUAAAUCCCAUGAUGAAAUGGAAAACUUCAGGUCUCCAUUCACUAGGAAAGGGCCAAAUGGGAAGUCCUAUGCAGAUCUCCCUAUGCCAGACACAGACAUAUCUUAUGUUAGCUCUGGAAGGCCAAGCAUUGACCGUAUAUUCCCUGCAUUCUAUGACAACCUAGAUUCAGGAAGAAUCACCCCGCCACGAAUGUCAAACAGCACAGAAAUAGACUUGAACCACAGCUUUGAGUCUAUGCAGUACUUUGGACGGAGAUCCUUGGAUGUCAGCUCCUCUCCACCUACAUUCUCUUCUGUCUCUCAGGAUAGUGAUCGAUUAUCCUCUGCAUCACAGAUGGAAGAUGUGGAGGCUGAAAUGAGGAGGCUAAAGCUGGAGCUCAAGCAAACUAUGGAAAUGUAUAGCACCGCCUGUAAAGAGGCACUCACGGCGAAGCAAAAGGCAGUAGAACUCCAGCGCUGGAAAUUAGAAGAAGAAAGAAGAUUGGAAGAGGCGCAUCUAGCUGAGGAAGCUGCAAUGGCUAUUGUUGAAAAGGAGAGAGCUAAGUCCAGAGCAGCCAUUGAGGCUGCUGAAGCAGCUAAGAGGAUUGCAGAACUGGAAGCACAAAAAAGAAUCAAUGCAGAAAUGAAGGCACUCAAAGAAUCAGAAGAGAAGAGAAAGGCACUUAAUGCUCUGCAACAUUCGGAUGUCAGGUAUAGGAAGUACACAAUUGAUGAGAUUGAGGCUGCCACAGAGUUCUUUGCAGAAUCUCGGAAGAUUGGAGAAGGGGGUUAUGGUCCUGUAUAUAGGUGUUAUCUAGACCAUACACCUGUUGCAAUUAAAGUUCUACGCCCUGAUGCUGCUCAAGGAAGAUCACAGUUUAACCAAGAGGUUGAAGUACUGAGCUCUAUACGGCAUCCGAACAUGGUUCUCCUCCUGGGAGCAUGUCCUGAGUAUGGAUGCCUAGUUUACGAGUACAUGGCUAACGGGAGCUUGGAAGAUUGUCUCCUUCGUAGAGGAAACUCUCCACCUCUCUCUUGGCAACUUAGGUUUAGGAUUGCAGCUGAAAUCGGCACAGGCUUGCUUUUCCUCCACCAGGCUAAACCAGAGCCACUUGUGCACCGUGACUUAAAACCUGGCAACAUCUUGAUUGACAGGAACUUUGUGAGCAAGAUCAGUGAUGUUGGGUUGGCCAGGCUUGUGCCCCCAGCUGUUGCUGACAAUGUGACACAAUAUCGAAUGACAUCCACAGCCGGCACGUUCUGCUACAUAGAUCCUGAGUAUCAGCAAACAGGCAUGCUUGGUGUGAAGUCUGAUGUUUACUCACUUGGGAUAAUGUUUCUACAAAUGAUCACAGCUAAGCCAGCAAUGGGAUUGACUCAUCAUGUCGAAAGGGCUAUUGAGAAGGGGACUUUCAAGGACAUGUUGGAUCCAUCUGUGCCAGAUUGGCCAGUUGAAGAAGCCAUGAAGUUUGCCAAACUUGCUCUCCAGUGUUCGGAGUUAAGGCGAAAAGACAGACCAGACCUUGGCAAGGUUAUCCUGCCGGAACUUAACAGAUUGAAAGGGAUUGCUGAAGACACAAUGCACCAUACACUAAUAGCUGGUGAUAGCCCUUCAUCUCGGCACAGCCAAGUUUCAAUGCAGCUAGAGGGGGGUGAACCAGAGUCACAUUCUGCCGCGAGCUAG
Molecule: messenger RNA, 2322 nt
Organism: Prunus armeniaca (apricot)
Lineage: Eukaryota; Viridiplantae; Streptophyta; Magnoliopsida; Rosales; Rosaceae
Source: the annotation of a GenBank genome assembly